Messenger RNA from Drosophila obscura, 522 nucleotides. RefSeq names its product endocuticle structural protein SgAbd-6 (gene Cpr65Av). Gene Ontology annotation, cellular component: chitin-based extracellular matrix. The coding region runs from base 87 to 422 and encodes 111 amino acids. Gene Ontology annotation, molecular function: structural constituent of chitin-based larval cuticle. The transcript has 2 exons. Lineage: Eukaryota; Metazoa; Arthropoda; Insecta; Diptera; Drosophilidae. The record is from RefSeq and is a predicted model, not a curated record.
AGCACCUAAUUGUGAUAACUACCGGAGCGAGCAGUGCAAACCUAACAAAGGAUAUUCCUAAAACUCGAGAAAAACCAUAUACAAAUAUGCAGUCUAUCAACAUUUGUGUCCUGGCAGUGUGCGCCUUUGUUCUCGUAUCCUCGAUCAGUGCAGCUCCCCUGGAUGACUCGAAGCAGGCCACAAUUCUGCGCUACGACAACGACAACAUUGGCACCGAUGGCUACAACUUUGGCUAUGAGACCAGCGAUGGUGUUACACGCCAGGAGCAGGCUGAGCUGAAGAACGCUGGUACCGAUCAGGAGGCUCUCAGCGUGCGCGGAUCCGUCAGCUGGGUGGCGCCCGAUGGCCAGACCUACACCCUCCACUACAUUGCCGAUGAGAACGGUUUCCAGCCCCAGGGCGACCAUCUGCCCCACAACUAAAUGUGGCACAUUUUGUGGCUAAGCUUAAACAGUAUUUGUUCGUUCGUUUUUUGUAAAAUAUCUACAUAUAUAAAUAUCCUAUCCUAAUAAUAGUAAUCAU